AUGAUAUUCUUUGCUGCGGCCUUGAGCGCCAUAUUGGCCAUUGGUACAACGGCUUCUUCACCACAGAGCUACCAUCAACCAACCUCCAAGGGGUUUCGCAUGCAACAUGGCUUUGAGACCAUAUUAGUCCAGCCCUUUGGCUAUGACGGCUUCCGUGUACGUGCAUGGCCUUUCCGCCCGCCAACCGGCCAGGAAAUUGGCUUUGUUUACGAUCCUCCGCUUGAAGGCCCAGAGGACGGAAAGGCCCAUGGCAUGAGUUUCGAUACUGCGUUCACUGGAAACAAUUCCGAAGAGCUACGCAAUGGGAAUAUGAUUGUUCGUACUUCCGGCGGGGCGGGAAACCCGGGGGGGUAUCGUUUAGCCUUCUAUCGGGUAGAGGCCGAUGGCACCGAAACUCUGCUCACCAACGAGUAUGCACCUCUCAAGUCGGUUAAUCCUCGCUAUUACUCUUGGACUGGCCCAGGGAGCGAAUUCGCUGCCGAGUUUUCGUUCAGCACGACCCCCGAUGAGCAGAUAUACGGAACUGGCACCCAACAAGACCAUCAAGUCAACAAAAAGGGUUCAACAAUUGAUCUCAUCAAUUUCAAUACACACAUUCCGACCCCGGUGUUCAUGAGCAACAGAGGAUAUGGAUUCAUCUGGAACAUGCCGUCGACGGGUCGAAUGGAAUUCUCCACCCUGAGAAAUCGAUUUACCUCCGACGCUGCCAGUGUUGUCGACUAUUUCAUCGUGAGCUCGACGCCGGGAAAUUAUGAUGUACUGCAACAACGUCUAUCCGCGCUUACCGGUCGAUCCCCUCGUCCCCCACCCUGGUCUCUCGGCUAUAUCCAGAGCAAACUUCGUUAUGAAAAUCAGUCUGAAGUUGUUUUACUGGCAGAGGAAUUCAACAAGCGCAACAUCCCGGUGUCCAUGAUUGUCAUUGAUUAUCAAUCAUGGGCUCACCAAGGAGACUGGGCUCUGGAUCCACGUUUAUGGAGCAAUGUUACCGAGAUGGCGGCUCAAGUGAGGAACUUCACCAACGCGGAGAUUAUGGCUUCUUUGUGGCCUAGCGUGGCUGAUGAUAGUCUGAACUACCUUGAGAUGAUGACUCAAGGGUAUCUCACAGCUACGCGCUCUGGUCCCGGGACUACCGAUUCUUGGAAUGGAUCGUACAUUAGGAAUUAUGACGCCACUAACCCCGAAGCUCGGCAAUUUCUGUGGGAAACUCUGAAGCGCAACUACUUCGACAAGGGGAUCAAGAAUUUCUGGAUAGACCAGGCAGACGGAGGGGCACUGGGUGAGGCGUACGAAAACAAUGGCCAGAGCUCAUACAUUCAAUCUGUUCCAUUCCCAAUGCCUGAUGUUAUGUAUGCUGCUGGCACCCAGCGAAGUGUCGGCAAGCUAUACCCCUGGGCGCAUCAGCAAGCUAUUGAAGAGGGAUACCGAAAUGCUACAUCAAGUGAGAUAGGAACCCCCUGUGAGUAUAUUUCCCUAAGUCGCUCGGGUUACAUUGGCUCCCAGAGAUUUUGCAGCGUUAUCUGGUCUGGGGACACGACUGCAGUCUGGGAGACUCUCAGCGCACAAAUUGCAAGUGGCCUUUCUGCUGCUGCAACCGGCUGGGGCUGGUGGACUGUGGAUGCAGGUGGUUUCCAGGCUGACCCCACCGUUUGGUGGUCUGCGAACAUCGAUACACCUGAAUAUCGAGAACUGUAUCUUCGCUGGUUUCAAUGGACCACAUUUUUGCCAUUUAUGAGGACGCAUGGAUCUCGGGCAUGCUAUGUACAGGGCGCUUAUACCUGCGCCAAUGAGCCAUGGUCGUAUGGUGAACAAAAUACUCCUAUUAUCGUCUCCUACAUUCACCUUCGUUACCAGUUGGCCUCUUACAUCCAGGAGGUUUUCGCUCAGUUUCACCUCACUGGUCGCAUGAUCAUGCGCCCUUUGUAUAUGGACUUCCAGUCAUCGGAUUCACGGAUUGCCGAGUUGACGCAGAAGAACAAUAAUGUCACAACCCAGCAGUACAUGUUUGGGCCACGACUUUUGAUCAGCCCCGUUACUGUCUCCAAUGUUUCGGAAUGGUCUGUAUAUCUUCCGGAUGUGGCUGGGAAUUCGACUGCAACUUCUGCGCUGCCCUGGACCUAUUGGUGGACAAAUCAGACAUACGCAGGUGGCCAGACUGUGAAGGUUCAAGCGCCGAUUGAACACAUCCCUGUCUUCCACCUAGGUUCACGCAGCGACAUUAUUGGUGGAAAGGUGUUUUCUUAA
Molecule: messenger RNA, 2241 nt
Organism: Penicillium verhagenii
Lineage: Eukaryota; Fungi; Ascomycota; Eurotiomycetes; Eurotiales; Aspergillaceae
Exons: 1
Coding region: 1-2241 (746 amino acids)
Biological process (GO): carbohydrate metabolic process
Molecular function (GO): carbohydrate binding; hydrolase activity, hydrolyzing O-glycosyl compounds
Source: RefSeq, a predicted model, not a curated record